Molecule: messenger RNA, 886 nt
Organism: Pogoniulus pusillus (Red-fronted tinkerbird)
Lineage: Eukaryota; Metazoa; Chordata; Aves; Piciformes; Lybiidae
Gene: HPGDS
Product: hematopoietic prostaglandin D synthase
Exons: 6
Coding region: 87-686 (199 amino acids)
Biological process (GO): glutathione metabolic process
Molecular function (GO): glutathione transferase activity
Source: RefSeq, a predicted model, not a curated record
GCCUCUCUCAGCCAGGCCAGCACUCGCAGGGACUUCGGUGCGCGGAGGAAGGGAGCACCACGAAUCACUGCACCAGUAGUUCCAGCAUGCCACAGUACAAGCUGACUUACUUCAACCUGCGAGGCCGAGCAGAAAUCAGCCGCUACCUGUUCGCCUAUUCAGGCACCAAGUAUGAAGACCACAGGAUAGAGGUGGCAGACUGGCUCAAAAUCAAACCAACUAUCCCAUUUGGCAAACUCCCCAUUCUGGAGGUUGAUGGAGUUGUCAUUCACCAGAGCCUGGCAAUAGGAAGAUACCUUGCCAAGGAAGCAGGUCUGGCAGGUCAGACACCUGUGGAACAGGCACUAGCUGAUGCCAUUGUGGACACCAUUGAUGACUUCAUGACCCUCUUCCCUUGGGCAGAGAAAAACCAGGAUGUUAGAAAACGAGCAUUUGAUGAGAUCCUCACCAACAAUGCACCUGGGCUCCUGAAAGACUUGGAUACUUUCCUAGGGGAUAAAGACUGGCUCGUAGGCAAGUCUGUAACGUGGGCUGAUUUCUACUGGGAUGUGUGCAGUACAACACUCCUGGCCUGCAAACCUGACCUGGCAGACAAACACCCCAGGCUCUUGGCUCUCAAGGACAGAGUGCAAGCACUUCCAGCUAUUGCAGCCUGGAUCCAGAAAAGACCAAAGUCUAUAAUGUAGAUUGGCUCUUCAGAAUGGGAGGAAAAUAACAACAACAACAAAUGCAAGUUUACAGAGUGACAGAACACCAGGGGCUGGAAGAGACCUGGAAAGCUCAUCCAGUCCAACUGCCCCUGCCAGAGCAGGGGUCACCUAGAACAGACCACGCUGGAUCAUGCCCAGCAGGGUCUUAAUAAAGUCCAAGUUUACUUUCCAACACA